Molecule: messenger RNA, 4932 nt
Organism: Brettanomyces bruxellensis
Lineage: Eukaryota; Fungi; Ascomycota; Pichiomycetes; Pichiales; Pichiaceae
Exons: 2
Coding region: 1-4932 (1643 amino acids)
Biological process (GO): tRNA methylation
Molecular function (GO): tRNA (guanine) methyltransferase activity; RNA binding
Source: RefSeq, a predicted model, not a curated record
AUGGCUUCUGAAUCAACAUGGAGACAAACUUUACUCAAUCGGUUGGUUGACAGAGAUAAUAUGGAGGCAAAAGAUUCUGCCAUCUUUAAAUCCUUAAGUUUUAUAUGUGAGCAAAAGAGAAGCCAGGACAUCUUGAUAGCAACGUUAUCCAAAGAUGAGCCAAGCAAGCAAGUUGUAGAAUUGUUAGCAGCAAAUGAUCAUCUAAAGAAAAAAAUUGCAUAUGAGAAUCGUACAUUUGAUGAACAGAAAGAAGAAAUCUCGUCUUUGAAAGAUGAAGUCGGCUCACUAAAGAAAUCACUUAGACUUUUAAAAGAUGGCUACAUAGACUUGAAAGGAAGAUAUGAAAGAAUUCAGGAGGAGUCACGCGUUAAGAAUCAGAAUAUAGAGGGGAUAAAUGAUGGCAUUUUAUCUCUACAAAUAGAAAAUAAUCUUCUUCGCAAGACAGUUGACAAGUUAAAGAAGGAAAAUAAAGCAUUGGUUGAUCGCUGGAUGGAUAAAGCAUCAAAGGAUGCAGAUGUCCUCAAUGCUGCAAACGAGGUGUUAAAGGAAUCGAAGAAAUCAAACGAAAAACUCAUUGCUGAAUCGUUAGAUUCUGAUCAGCGAAAGGCCACAGCUCAAAAGUUAUUCACAAAGUUAUCAUCGACAAAGGAGCUAGAUGAGGAUCAGAAAGAAGCAUAUUCGGCUGCAUUUUCGGAAAUCAUUAACCUUUCUCCAGAGUUAAAAGGGCAUUUUUUUGAUGAUGUGACAAAAUACGUUCACUAUUUGCUUGCAACCGGUAAUGGUAGCCAUAAGGCUACAAUAAUCAAGUUGUGUAAACUUUUCAGAGAGGAAGGAUUGUUUGAGAAUAUCCUUGAUAUAACAAUUGACAAGCUCAUUGAUUACGCUGAACAGAACAUGCGAUCCUUUAAUAACAAGAUAUGGACUUUUAUUAUCGAUGGGAAAGACCAUUUAGAACCGAGAUUGGGACAUGUGUCUUCUUCCAAUGAAGAUUAUGUGAAGGGCUCAGACCAUAAGGAUUGUGAAAAGUUUUUAGAUUUCAUAGGAUGGAUAUUUAUGAACGAUAAACAGAUCAUGGAAUCAUAUUCAAACAGCAGGACGGAGAAGAUAGCUAUACUCUAUGCAAGCAGUUCUGAUCUUAGUAUAUCUCAUUUAUCCUUGGAUAUUCUUAAGUCGAGGAUAGCAUACAUCUGUUCGCAUAAUAACAUAUUGAACUCCGUAUUUGCUUCAAUUGGAACACUUUUGGACACGAACCAAAAUGACUUUGGCUCGGUUGCCUACACUCUUUGGUUUUGCAUACUGGACAAUAUCGGAAUUAAAAGUUUGCAGAGAUCGACAAGUUUCCAAGAGAGAACUUCAAAGGUGAGUUAUUGGCAGUACAUUCGCAAUGGACUUUCCAGUAUCAGUCGUGAACAAAGAAAGUUCUCGCUUGUUAUUCUUGAAAAAUCCCUUGAAAGCCUUUCGAAUGACGUGGAAACUCCAAUCUUUACCUGGAAAAUAUCUGAGAAGGAUGAAAACUUGAAACGUUGGUACAGAUUCUUCACGCUUUACGAGAUUAUGGGUAUAGAUAUCUCGAUGAAUCAGGCAGAAGCCGCUAAGAACGAUUUGAUAAAAAUUGUUUCGCCAGGUUCCGGCAUCCCUGUUUCAUUUGCACUCACGAUUUUGGCAGUUGGGUUUAGGGCACCAACUGUGAGAAUCAAGUCUUUUGCCUUGGAGUUGGCUUUAUCGCUUCCUGAAUCCAGCAUGGGUAUAUUUAAUCUCGAUCACUAUUUUCUCACUUCAACGUUUCUUCCUUUUGCGUUGAUGGCGGCUCAUUUCACUGUGCAAAAAUCGUUCGAUGGUAAAUAUUCAUGUCCUUACGGUGAACGCUUUUCUGAUUUCAUCGGUAAAUGUAUCACAUCUCUUCAAACUGAAGAUAAACAGGUUUCUUUUAUAAACGCCUUACUUGAAGUUCUUGGUGAGUAUAAGAUGGCCUAUGGACCAGUCAGAAUAUAUCUGCUAUCUGGCAUUCUCAAAGGCCUUAAGUCCAUUAGAAGAAAUUGCUUAACAGCAGAAUCAUUAGAUCUUAUUUUGUCGUCGUUUGAAGAUGGUUCUGGAUCUGUGUUAUGGACUAAAGUGCUUCAAACUUUGCAAUUGCGUCUUCUCACUUACAUAAAUUGCACACAAGCAGAUGACACUGCCAUAUUUUCGGCCAUUGGACAUCAUGCUCACUUCAAUGGAUUUGAUAUAUAUGCUGAAAAUGAAGAGUUAUUCAUUGAUUUGUUCAGUAAGCAGUUUAAGCUUGCCGAAACUUUGCAGCACUACCAGCAAGUGUGCAAUACCGGGUUUGAGCUGGAUGCACUAGUGGUAAUGACUUCAUAUCUAUUAAAGAGGGAUGUGGAUGUUUCUGUAGUUGCUAAAAGUGCACUUUCAUACUCACAGUUUGAUCGCUUUCUUUUCGAAUGUGCAAGGUCACAGCUUGAAUUCAACUCUUUGUUUCUCCAAAAGGAUAUAUCUAAAAGGCUUGGUAGUGUUAUAGGAAGAAUGUUCCAGUUUUCUGCAACAGUUGAAAGUGAUAUAUAUGCAGAGAGCAAGUUUGUCUUACAAAACAAGGAUUUAUUCAGUUAUCAAUUUUGGGAGCAGAUCGACCUUGUGGGAAUGUUUGAAAAGCUUCAGAGUGAACUGAUUGAAGUCCGAGAUUCAUCUUCUGCUGGAAAAGCCGUUAAUAAGUUUAAAUUCUUCAGCCACUGUGUGAAAGAAUGCGUCUACAACGAGAAUUUCAAUCUAGAGAUAGCACCAUUUCUAAAAUUGGGCUCUCAGGCUUUGGAGAAAAUUCCGAAAUUGGCGAAGGACAGAUUUGUUUACCAUAUCAAGGAUGAGUUUCUUGGUCUCCUCAUGAGUACAAUUGGUGGUAUGCUUUGCGUUUGUGAGUUGAACGAGUGUAAGAAGAGUGCAAUCCUUGAAUUUUCAUCCAGUAUCAUUGACAAGUCCGAGUCAAUGUCUCAUAAUGGAAAUAUCGAGAUGCUCACCUCACUACUUGAUAAUUAUGGUAAGAUUUCCAGGGAAGAUGUCCGAUUAAUUGUAGAUAAUCUUAAGAAUAUAUGGUGUGAUCUCACCAGGGACAGACUUAUCAUGUCUGAGAGAGAUAUGCAUCACAAGUUCAUCAAUCUUUUGACAAGUUCAAAGCUUUUGAACCUUGCUGGAGAAGAUGACAAGCUGUCAGGUACAAUUUGUGAUAUCUGUGAGGGUUUAUUGGAGAAUUCAAAGACAAGAAAGUCGUUGCUCACUAUUCUAUUUGAUAAUAUUUCCAGACUUCAACUAGAGAGUAGUGACACAUUCGAGCGGCUCCCAUGGAUUUCUAAACUUUUAGUUAAAGGUGCAUUUUUACACCAAAGUACUGAGGGUGUUUUCCUUGUCGAUUACGUUCUGUCUGAUUUAUAUGAUGCGGAAUAUAAUAUGUCUGGAGUUGGCUUGUAUGAGUCGAUAUACGGAAAGCCAGAGGUUGAUUAUCGGAUAAAGUUGAAGGCGGUGAUUGCAUCCAUACAGGGAUAUAGGCUUGGUGAAAGUAUCUGGACGUACAUUUUGCAAAAUAAUGCACUCUUUCAUCUUUUCAAACCGGUGAAGAGAACAGAUCGAGUUGAGCAAUGGAAGAGAAUACAAUUGCUUCAAUGCAUGCUACAGACUUUGGACAUAGUGCGUAAAGAAGUGUUGGAAAAGAAUGUGCUAGAAAUAAUCGCACCUCUUCUAUUUACGGAGCCAUCCCCACUUUGCCGGACAUAUAUUGAGUGGAUUAUUGCAUUAACGGUGCAUCGGUUCCCGGAGUUGCUCAAGAAAGUAGAGAAACUCUUUUCGGAUGGCUUGAAGCAUCAAAAACCAAUGAUCAUCAAACUAUACGAGCGUCUUCUUGCGUUGGUUAUUCUGCAAAUGAAGCCAGAUGAAGAAGCAAAGUAUCUUGAGGGAUUUUUACUAUACACCGUUCUUCCAUUUUCUACCUCUAACAGAGCUGUAACGAGACAUUUUUCAACUUCGAUGGCUUGUGUCCUGUAUGAGGAAAUUCAGCGGAAGCAUUUGAAGAUCUCGGCAGACAUAUUCAAGACGGUUGGAGGAAUCCACAAAUCAUAUAUGGGUGUAGUUGAUGCCGGCAAGUUCAAGUCUGGGGAUGCCAUAUUGUGGAAUAUCACAGAGGACUUGAAUUUAUGCGGAAUAAACGGUGGGGUGUUGCUCAAAGUGAGUGAUAGAGACGUGGAUGCAAUUUUUGAGAAGCAGUGGAAACGUUAUUUGUCUCCGGAGCAGCAAAAAAAGCUUCGAAUUCCGAUUGGCGAGGAUCAGAAAGGUCUCUGGGUGAAGCAUCCAAGAGGAUCCGAGGUGAAACUUGAAACAUUCACCGGUGUUGAAGAGGAAGAUGCGUCAAACAUGCUUCAGGUGAAAAGUGGAACAUGGUCUACAGUGUUGGAUGCAGACUCCCAGACGAGAUCUAUGACCAAUGUCAAACGUACUCCAUUAAUUGUGAUGGCUUCUUUAGUGGACAAACCCCCAAACUUGGGUGGAAUAUGCCGGCUUUGCGAUUGUCUAGGUGCUGGAUGGAUGACGAUGAAUGAUCUAAAGGUGAAAGAUGAUAAGCGCUUUCUAAGUGUGGCAGUUACUGCCGACAGAUGGAUGCCUAUGCUGGAAGUGAAGCAAGAUGAUAUUGUGACGUUUUUACGCAUGAAGAAGCUUGAAGGGUACUCUCUUAUCGGAUUGGAGCAGACCGACAAUUCAGUCGAGUUAAACAGUAAGCUUGAAUUCCCUGAAAAGUCGCUAAUUGUGCUUGGAAGGGAAAGAGAGGGAAUUCCAGCCAAAAUUCUAUCGGUGCUGGAUUUUUGCGUUGUCAUCAAGCAGGUUGGAAUUGUUCGUUCUAUGAACAUCCAGACUGCUACUGCAGUUAUUGUGCAUGCCUACUCUAUCCAGCAUUGUUGA